This is a messenger RNA of Leptopilina heterotoma, 4315 nucleotides long. RefSeq names its product 5'-3' exoribonuclease 2 homolog (gene Rat1). The record is from RefSeq and is a predicted model, not a curated record. Gene Ontology annotation, cellular component: nucleus. Lineage: Eukaryota; Metazoa; Arthropoda; Insecta; Hymenoptera; Figitidae. The coding region runs from base 165 to 3113 and encodes 982 amino acids. The transcript is spliced from 17 exons. Gene Ontology annotation, biological process: nuclear-transcribed mRNA catabolic process. Gene Ontology annotation, molecular function: zinc ion binding; RNA binding; 5'-3' RNA exonuclease activity.
CACUUUUGAGGUUAUGUACGUUAUGGCGCAUAGAUGAAAACACUGCCGAAACUUUGAAAAACGGAGUAAAAGUUUGUAAUUCAAUUAAUAUAACAGUAAUUAUUAAUAAUUGCAGUGGAUCUAUAAAGAAACGGUAAAUUAAUUUUUUCGUUUAUUAAUUAAACAUGGGAGUACCCGCAUUUUUCCGAUGGCUAAGUCGGAAAUAUCCGUCGGUUAUUGUCGAAUGCAUUGAACAAAAGUCAGUGACGAUUGAUGACACUCAGGUGCCGAUAAAUUCGGCCGAACCGAAUCCAAAUGGGGUGGAAUUUGACAAUUUAUAUCUUGAUAUGAAUGGAAUAAUUCAUCCAUGCACACAUCCGGAAGACAAACCGGCUCCAAAAAAUGAAGACGAAAUGAUGGAGGCUAUUUUCGAGUGCAUUGAUCGUUUGUUUCGCAUUGUGAGACCAAGAAAAUUGCUCUACAUGGCCAUUGAUGGAGUUGCGCCAAGAGCAAAGAUGAAUCAACAAAGAUCGCGUAGAUUUCGUGCCUCGAAAGAAACGGGUGAGAAAAUUUUGGAAAUCGACAGAAUUCGGAGUGAUUUGCUAUCAAAGGGAGCGUAUCUACCACCGGAAAAGCCGAAGGGCGAACACUUUGAUAGUAAUUGCAUUACGCCGGGAACACCAUUCAUGGCGAGACUGUCGGCAUGUCUUCAUUAUUACAUCCACGAUCGAUUAAAUACUGAUCCGGGUUGGAAAGGAAUUAAAGUCAUUUUAAGCGAUGCGAAUGUCCCAGGUGAAGGCGAACAUAAAAUCAUGGAUUACAUUCGACGUCAAAGAGCUCAACCGGAUCACGAUCCAAACACACAGCACGUGUUGUGCGGUGCGGAUGCCGAUUUAAUAAUGUUGGGACUCGCGACUCACGAGCCGAAUUUUACAAUUAUUCGUGAGGAAUUCAAGCCAAAUAAGCCGAGACCAUGCGAUAUUUGCGGACAAUUGGGUCAUGAGAUGAAGGAUUGCACUGGCUCUGAGGCAAAUGCACAGGGCGAGGAAACAUUUGGCUCCGAGUGUCAAUUUAUAUUCGUUCGUUUAAAUGUAUUACGCGAAUAUUUAGAGAGGGAAUUACAAAUGCCAAGCUUACCGUUUAAAUAUGAUUUCGAAAGGGCAAUCGACGACUGGGUGUUUAUGUGUUUCUUUGUAGGAAAUGACUUUCUACCGCAUUUGCCGUCCUUGGAAAUUCGCGAGGGCGCAAUUGAUCGACUCGUUAAUUUAUAUAAGAAGACUGUAUAUAAAACGGGGGGUUUCUUGACCGAAAAUGGUGACGUAAAUUUGGACAGAGUACAAUUAAUAAUGUCUGACUUGGGAAAUAUGGAGGAUGAAAUUUUUAAAAAGCGACAACAGAAUGAAUUGGCAUUCAAGCAACGGGAGAAAAAUAAAAAGCGAAGAAUGGAGGCAAUCAGUAAUUUUAAACCGCAAUGGGUUCCGUCUGGACAAUUUGCACCUGUUGCUCUGGGAAAAUCUGUGAAUCCGGUUCAUAAUGCUAGACAGGAAGCAUAUUUAAUGAGAGUAGAGGGUAGAAAUUAUAAUACGAAUGCAGCGGAUCGAGCAUUAAAAGGAAUAGAUGCUAAAACUGCUCUUCACAAUAUGAUUGUUCCUGAGGAUUCGGAUAAAAGGGGGCAAAAACGUAAAGCCGACGAAGGAGAGGAGGAGGAUGAUCAAGCACACGACGAAGUUCGAUUGUGGGAGGAUGGAUUUAAAGAACGAUAUUAUGAAUCGAAAUUCGAUGUUAUGCCGGAAAAUUUUGCAUUUAGAAAUAAUGUCGCGUUGCAGUACGUUCGUGGACUUUGCUGGGUGUUAAGAUAUUAUUAUCAAGGAUGCGCGUCUUGGAAAUGGUAUUUUCCUUACCAUUAUGCGCCAUUCGCGAGUGAUUUCAUCAAUAUCGGUGGCCUUUCCACGGAAUUCGAAAAAGGAACAAUACCUUUCCGCCCUCUGGAACAAUUGAUGGGCGUGUUUCCGGCAGCGAGUAGCAAUCACGUGCCAAAACCUUGGGCAAAAUUAAUGAGCGAUCCGAAAUCAACAAUUAUUGAUUUUUAUCCAGAGGAUUUCAAAAUUGAUCUCAAUGGAAAGAAGUUUGCGUGGCAAGGUGUCGCUCUAUUGCCUUUCGUUGAAGAACAACGAUUAUUCAAAGCCUUGGAGCCUUAUUACGAGUGCCUCACUGAAGCAGAAAAGAGACGUAAUGUGAGAGGUGACGAUAGACUCUACGUGGAGCCUUCAAAUUCGCAAUUUAAUUUUAUAAAAGGUCUUUAUACGAAUCAAGUGAAGAGAGAUGAGGAGGUCGAGGUCUCAAUUGACGGAAUGCGAGGAGCUGUCUUAUUGGCCGAUGAUUGUGUCACGGAAGGUGGAACACUUCCGUCGCCUACAAAUCUUGGCCUUCCGGUUCGCGGCAAUCAAGUCUACUGUGUGAGGUUUAGAGAUCCAAAGUACGCGGACUCUUUUAUAUUCCCAGCGAAGAAAUUGAAGGGCGCCAUCGAGCCACAGAAAGUUUUGAAACCACAAGAUUUUGAGCAAAUGAAUCGAAACACCGGAAAUCAGUGGAAGCCUCAAAUUGGUUUCACUCGCUCUAAUCAGGUUGCAUCUCUCGGAACGGCUGGACAUCGAAUGCUGGGACAUCAUACAGACAAUAAUAGAACGCCUGGAGUUUAUGGUCAUGUGCCACCACCGCAGAGUUUACAACAGCACCAACAACAUCGCGGCUAUCAAAGUGGAUACAGUUCGGGAUCAUCUGGUGGACGUUACAAUUCGCAGCACUCCAGCGACUCGAGGCAAAGGGAUUAUCAGAGUUCUUCAAAUCAUCAGAAUCGUCACGGCUAUCAGUCUAAUCAGAAUCAUCGACACGAUCAUCGAAGCAAUUCUGGUCAGUCGGGUUAUCAAAGUCAACGAGGACAGUUGCCAAGUCCCGCCUGGUCUAAUAAUUACAAUUACCAGUCGAAUAAUCAACAAAAUCGAGGAGGACAGCAACAACAACAAGGUCGUGGACCAUCUCAAUCCUGGGAAUCUUCAUUUUCAAAUCGAUCUAAUAAUCAUCCAUAUGGUGGAAGGGGUGGUAACAAUAAUUCCGGAGGCUAUAGACGAAGAUAAGCCAAAGAUGAUUUCUUAUAUUUUUCUUUUUGUUCAUAUUUUUGGCGUGCAAUUUUUUUUAUGCGUGAAUUGAACGUGGAAAAUUCAUUAAUAAUAGAGCGAGAGUGACUAAUAUUGUAAAUUAAAUGUAAGUAUUGCGAUUUAAUUCGUUAAGAAAAGCGAAUAUUUUACUUAUAAUUAAUCAAUUUACGUCAUCGAGACAUUGAAUUUUACUCUCGGAGAUUAUAAAAAUAUUUUUUGAUACUUUUAUUUAGGAUUAAUGAUAAUCAUUAAUUUUUAAGUAUCUCAAAAAAAGUUAUUAUUUAAUUAGAGUUGAAAAUAUUUUCGAGACAUCGGUUUUUUUAUAGCAAAAACAAUUUUUUUUUAAUUCCGACAAAAUCCACUCUAUUUUUUCAUUAAUUGUAAAUUUAUUCAUUAGGAAUAAAUGUGAGAUGUUUAUUGUCUAUAAAAUAUUGGACAUUACAAUGUGACACGCUCUGAAGAAAGGUAGCUAAGAAGCAAAGAAUUUUAAGGUUAUGUUUGUUUAUUUACCUUAAUUAAAGAUUUCUGUUUAGAAUUUAAGACAAUAUCAGUUUUUAUUAUUUCAGAUGCAAUGAAGACAAACAUCAGUGAUUUAUAAAUUGAAACUUGAUUCCUCUUUUGUAUUUUCAUUCAAAAAAUUACAAACAUAACCUAGAAUUUUUUACUUCUUUGGUAUCUUUCUUCAGAGCGAGUUACCGUUAUUCUAAGGAUUUGGGAUAAAAAAAAAGUAUCAAAAAUUGUUGUGAUACAAAGUUUUGAUACGUUUUUUGUGUUUCAGAUCUUUAGGAAAACAGUGAAUUGUUAUACAUAAUAGCAAAUUCGAAUAUUUUGAAUUUGUCACAAUUUUUGUGAAUGAGAGUUCAAAUUGAAUUAUGUAUUUAUAAUUAAUUAAGGUAGUGGGAAAUAAUUUUUUUUCAAUUCAUAAUGAAUGAUAAUUUAUGUAAUUAAGUGGUAUUUCAGUUUAGUUUGUAAUUCUACGACAUAAUAUUUAGUUUAAUGAAAAAUGUUUCUUAUAAAAGUAUAUAGAGUGGAUGUGAAGUAUUUUCGAGAAUCGACUGAACUUUUACUCCGUUUUGAGUUGCACGUUAAAUCAUAUAUGCCAGAUAAGCUAAAAUUAUAUGUCGGAAGAAGAGCGAGGGAGGAAAAUGAAAUAAAAAAUGUCAGCAUAAAUAGGUAAAAAA